CACGCGGGGAGUGGUCUCGCGGUACCAUAGAGGCGAGGGCACUACGGAGAGCGUAAAGGGGAAGCGGAAGCGCGCGCGGGUCGCGAUGAGGCGGCUGAGGUGGCAGCGGUUGGAGCGCGGCCGGGCGGGACCCGCUGCUUCCCCCCGCGCUCCCGGCACGGACACACCGGCUGCCGCCGGCCUGCGGGUGAGGGAGCCCCGGCGCCGCUGACCCGCGCCGCCCGAACGUCCCGCGCCGGAGAUGUCGUGCGGCCGCCCGCUUCCAGAGCGCUGGAGCGGCCCCGUGAGCCCGCCCCGGCCGUAGCGGGACUGCGGCCGCCGUCGCUCGGACCACCCCGCGGCUGGACACCGCCUCGCCGCCAUGCGCCUGGCUGCGCUGCUGGCCGCGCUGCGGCCCGUGCUGCCGCUCGUCCUGGGCCUCUCCCUCGGCUGCAGCCUGAGCCUGCUGCGCGCUUCCUGGAGCCAGAGCGGUGGUGAGGACCAGUGCCUGGGGGGGAUCGGCCGCCCCGGGCCCCUCGCCGGCGGAGUCCGUCCGGAAGCAGCAGAUGGAAGGCUGGGCCCGGGCCAUGAGGACUUCAGGCCUAGGAUUGUUCCGUACUACAGAGACCCCAACAAGCCUUAUAAAAAAGUGCUCAGAACUCGUUACAUCCAGACAGAAUUGGGAUUCCAUGAAAGACUCUUUGUGGCUGUGCUGACCUCCAAGGCUACCCUGAAUACGUUGGCAGUGGCAGUGAACAAGACAGUUGCCCAUCACUUCUCACGCCUGCUGUACUUCACAGGGUUGCGCAGUGCCAAGGUGCCUCAUGGCAUGGUGCUGGUAGCCCAUGGGGAUGAGCGUCCCAUUUGGCUCAUGUAUGAGACCAUGAACUAUAUCCAUCAGCAUUUUGGUUCUGACUAUGACUGGUUCUACAUCAUGCAGGAUGACACCUAUGCCCAGGCCGAACAGGUCAAGGCUAUGGUGACACACCUAAGUAUUAACCAAGAUGUCUAUCUGGGACGAGCAGAGGAGUUUAUCGGGGGGGAUGAGCAGGCCCGCUAUUGUCAUGGUGGCUUUGGCUACCUGAUCUCCCGCAGCCUGCUGCUUAAGCUCCAUCCACACCUGGACAGCUGUCGCAAUGAGAUCCUUAGUGUGCGGCCAGAUGAGUGGCUGGGACGGUGCAUCAUCGACUUCCUUGGCAUCACGUGUGUUUCCCAGCUCCAGGGCCAGAAUUAUCACACCUAUGAACUGGCCAAAAAUACUGAGCCAGAGAAGGAGGAAGAAGAGGAGUUCCAAGCAGCUCUUGCUGUGCACCCUGUUUCUGACGUGACCUUGAUGUACCGGCUGCACAAGCACUUCAGCAGGAUCCAGCUUGACAGAGCCUACCAGGAGAUCCAGGACCUCCAGAUGCAGAUCAGGAACCUGACAUCAUUGACCCCUUCAGGUGAGGUGGGCUUGACUUGGCCUGUGGGCAUUAAUGCCCCCUUUCUUCCAAAGUCACGUUUUGAGGUAAUCAGCUGGGACUACUUCACCGAGCAGCACCUCUUCUCCUGUCCUGAUGGCUCCCCCAAGUGUGAACUCUCUGGAGCCAGCAAAGCAGAUGUCAGUGAAAUCAUUGAGUCUGCACUCGAGCAACUUAACAGUCGCUACCAGCCUCUGCUCCGCUUCAGCAAGCGGCAGUUGCUGAAUGGUUAUCGGCGUUUUGACCCUACACGGGGCAUGGAAUAUAUGCUGGACCUACUGCUGGAGGCAGUGACCCAAAAGGGCCACAGUCAUGUUCUAGCCAAACGAGUAAGCUUGGUGCGGCCCUUGAGUAAGGUGGAAAUUAUUCCCAUGCCAUAUGUGACAGAGGCCACACGGGUGCAACUGGUGCUUCCCUUGACAGUGCAGGACCUGGAUUUUGUGGCAAACUUCCUGGAUAUGUUUGCUAUGAACACACUGGACACACAUGAUAAUGCCUUGCUGACUUUGCUUUUUAUCUACCAUCCCUAUGAUGCCCAGCGUGUCAAUCAGGUGGAUGUUUUUGCUGGAGUCAAAGCCAUGGUAGGAGAGCUGGAGAAACGCUAUGCAGAAGUUAAAAUCCCCUGGAUUAGUGUUAAAACUGCGGUGCCAUCGCAAGUGAAACUCAUGGAUAUAGUCUCAAAGAAGCACCCUGUGGAUACACUGUUCUUCUUGGCCAGUGUCUGGACAGAAAUCAACAUGGAGUUCCUGAAUCGCUGCCGCAUGAAUACUAUCAGCAAUUGGCAGGUCUUUUUCCCAGUGCACUUCCAAGAGUUCAACCCUGCAUUGGUGUACCGUGGUGAGCAGACUGCUUCCUCCAGCACUGACUUCCUGAGGGAUGGACAUUUUGACAGGCAUUCCUUUGCUGAGGCUUGCUUUUAUAAUUCUGACUACAUGACAGCACGUACCAAGCUAGCAGCUGAUAUCCUAGACCGAGAUGAGGUGCUGGAGAGCAUGGAGGUAUUUGAUGUCUUCCUCCACUAUUCUGGUCUGCACCUAUUCAGGGCUGUAGAGCCAGGGUUAGUGCAGAAAUAUGCACUGAGGAGCUGCAAUCCCCGGCUUAGUGAGGAGUUAUACCACCGCUGCGUGCUUAGUAACUUGGAAGGACUUGCAUCCCGCUCACAUUUAGCCAUGGCCCUCUUUGAGCAGGAGCAGGCCAACAGCACUUGAGAGACUAGAAACAUCAAGAGCUUCUCAGCACCUUAACACUUGGCACUUUCCAUCCCCUUCCCAGCCUUGCCAUGGGUGAAGGGCAUGUGCUGUCCAGGGAGGAGGAGGAGGACUUUCCCAGCCCUGCUCUGAGGCACAGGCAUGGGCUGCAGAGAGGCUGUUUCUCUGAGGGGUUUGUGUUGGUUGUUUUUUGACUUGUUUUUGGUUUGUUGGUUUGUUGUUUUUAUUUCCUGGGUUUUGAAUAAAUAAGUUUCUUUCCAGGCAG
Strigops habroptila (Kakapo) is the source of this 2912-nucleotide messenger RNA. It is a transcript of the gene CHPF2, whose product is annotated as chondroitin polymerizing factor 2. The record is from RefSeq and is a predicted model, not a curated record. Gene Ontology annotation, cellular component: Golgi cisterna membrane. Bases 362 to 2647 code for a protein of 761 amino acids. The transcript is spliced from 4 exons. NCBI's taxonomy places the organism in Eukaryota, Metazoa, Chordata, Aves, Psittaciformes, Psittacidae. Gene Ontology annotation, molecular function: glucuronosyl-N-acetylgalactosaminyl-proteoglycan 4-beta-N-acetylgalactosaminyltransferase activity.